CCCAGAGAGCGCCGCUCGUCUGAGGUGUCUGGAAGGGGGAUUCUGGAGGGGGGCCCGACCUGCUCCCACCCCGCUCCGCCCGGCCCCUCGGCGCGGCCGCCCCGGCAGGGCCCGAGCAGCGGAAGGGGGCUGAUAGCGGCGGAAGGGGGCUGAUAGCGGCGGCUGCGGCGCAGGGCUACGGGCGAGGGGCGGAGCAGAGAGCCUCCGUGGCUGUCAGGGCCGCCUCCCCCCUGCCCGCAGCCUCUUUAAAUGCUAUGGGGCGGCUGUAGCUGCGGCGGGUGUUGUGGAGCUCGUCAUGCGGGCUGUCAUUGCCUUGGCCGCGGCGCUGGGCAGCCUGCUGUUCGGAGGCUGCCUUCUGCGCCUGGGCGGCCAGCAGCCCCUCCGCGCCAGGGGCUGGGAGGAGGACGCAGGGGCGGCCGUUGUCACGCCGAGAGCGGUGCUGUCCCUCAGGUCCCCCGCGACGCCGCUGUCUCACACCGAGAACAGAACAACUGUUAGUAAAAAUGGAAUUUACCAGUUUGAACAGGCUUCAAAAUGUAAGGCAAUUCAGGACAACGUUUUGUCGUCAUCCGUCAAGAAGAGAAGGUAUUCAGAAGAUUAUUACCUGCACAUAGUCACGAAACUGCAGAACUGCACCUGGAUGAGGAGACCAGAAGAAUCUACAAAGUUCAGGUCAGAAUUAGCUUCCUGCUGUGAUGCAGUUCACAAUUUUAUUGCUUCUCAAAACAACACCCCCCUGGGAAGUAACAUGAGUUAUGAAGUGGACAGUAAAAAGACCAUUCUCAUUACCGAGGACAUUUUUAAGAUGCUGCCUGUGUCCUCUCCUCUUUCAGUGCAUCCCUUCAAGACCUGUGCUGUGGUUGGCAAUGGAGGCAUUCUGAAGAAUUCCGGCUGCGGAGCGGAGAUCGAUCGCUCCGACUUUGUGUUCAGGUGUAACCUCCCCCCAACCACAGGAAGCAUCAGCAAGGAUGUUGGCAAUAAAACAAGCCUCGUGACUGUUAAUCCAAGUAUCAUAGCUCAGAAGUACAACAAACUCAAUGAGAAGAAGACAGACUUUCUGGAGAAUAUUGCAGUCUAUGGAGAUGCUUUCCUCUUGCUGCCAGCCUUUUCCUUCAGGAGCAACACAGCCACUUCUUUUAAAGUGUACCACACUCUGCAAGAGUUCAAAGCAGCACAAAGGGCAAUAUUUUUUCACCCCACCUAUCUGAAAAGUCUUGCCCAGUUCUGGAGAACUAAGGGUGUGAAAGCAUACCGGUUGUCUUCUGGCUUCAUGAUCACCAGUGCUGCCCUCGAGCUGUGUGAGGAUGUGAAGCUCUAUGGCUUCUGGCCUUUCUCCAAAUCCACAGAGAAGAUGCCCAUCAGCCACCACUACUAUGACAACCAGCUGCCUAAACCGGGUUUCCAUGCAAUGCCCAAAGAAUACAACCAGAUCCUUCAGCUUCAUGGCAAAGGCAUUUUGAAGCUGCAGAUUGGUAAAUGUGAAUCAGACUAAACAGGGUGGUGAUCCUAAGGAGACAACCUGUGUGUCUUAGCAGUAUUAGAUGUGAGCUGGUGUGGUUCUGUGAGCAUGAAACUGCAUUGGUACAGCAGAGAAAUCUUCUACACUUGGGGAGAAAAG
Dryobates pubescens (Downy woodpecker) is the source of this 1618-nucleotide messenger RNA. RefSeq names its product ST8 alpha-N-acetyl-neuraminide alpha-2,8-sialyltransferase 6 (gene ST8SIA6). The record is from RefSeq and is a predicted model, not a curated record. Gene Ontology annotation, molecular function: alpha-N-acetylneuraminate alpha-2,8-sialyltransferase activity. Gene Ontology annotation, biological process: oligosaccharide metabolic process; N-glycan processing. The transcript has 9 exons. NCBI's taxonomy places the organism in Eukaryota, Metazoa, Chordata, Aves, Piciformes, Picidae. Bases 296 to 1492 code for a protein of 398 amino acids.